This is a messenger RNA of Limulus polyphemus (Atlantic horseshoe crab), 1512 nucleotides long. RefSeq names its product amiloride-sensitive sodium channel subunit alpha-like. The annotation marks the transcript as partial. Lineage: Eukaryota; Metazoa; Arthropoda; Merostomata; Xiphosura; Limulidae. The transcript is spliced from 10 exons. Gene Ontology annotation, biological process: sodium ion transmembrane transport. Gene Ontology annotation, molecular function: ligand-gated sodium channel activity. The record is from RefSeq and is a predicted model, not a curated record. Gene Ontology annotation, cellular component: membrane.
CCAGAAAUAAGGAAAACACAGAACUGUUGUGAGUGGUAAGAAUAAAGUAUUAUUAUUCUUUGUGCCAACACUUGUUACGUGCCCUUGACAGAUAGGUGCGGAGAGUGGACGCCUGAAAUUUGAUGUUUCUUGUUCCUGCACAUUUAAAUUUUACUUUAAAACGAAAUAACAAGAAUCAUAAUAUGGACCGAAAUAUUAGUUCCUGAAAACUGAGAGCCCAGAAUACUAAGGUCAAACUUUCGGCACCUGUAGCACUGCCUGUCAGUCAAGGGCUGAAUACUGAAAAUGGCGUUAUCCCCGUCAAGACUAUGGUAUUUGAGAGGUUCGACGUUGGAUCCUCAGAAAGAGAAAAACCCAACUAGUUCCCCAUCACAUUGGAAGGACGCUGUCGAAUUUCUGCAAACCCAUCAAGCACAACGACAAGCCAGUAGAUUGUUCCACCGAAGAGCGUGGCAAUGGGUCCUUAGGGCAAUCGUCUGCGCCAUUGCAUUGGCAGGCUUCGUAUUUGACACCUAUUUUUUCUUGAAGCAUUAUUUCGAAUAUUCUGUUGUUGUCAACCUCAAUGUUGAAAACGAAUGGAGACUGUAUUUCCCAGCAGUAACAGUAUGUAAUUUGAACAGAUUACGAAGAAGUGCCUUUAAUGACAAUGACGAUAAAUGCCAAGAAAAGUACAACAUUACCAAGAAACAAUGCCGUGAUAUGUUAAACAUGGAUAACCGCAUUAUCAAUGGUUUAGUGACAAAAUCAAAUAGAUUUAUCUUAUCAACUGCGGAUGUUCGAAGGAAGUACGCCUCCUGUCACGACAUUUUGUCUGAAGAACGUAUCAAUCUACAAGAAUUCAUAAAUGAGUAUGCAAAACUGCCGGACCUGGCGAGGAAAGAACUCGGACACUCCGCUGAAAACUUUAUUAUAGGAUGCACUUUUGAAGGUGUUAAAUGUAGCCCAAUCUCAUCAUGGAUUUUAAAGACAUUAAGUGUAGCCCGUUGUGUGUUUAUUGAAAGACGACUAACUUUGGAGCUGAAUUUGGAAACUGAUGACUAUUUGUAUUCCACGCCCUCUGUUGGGGCUCGUGUGGUUAUUCAUGAUCCAAGAGAACAGCCAAUGGCAGAAUAUCAUGGGAUGGAUAUCAGUCCAGGGUUUGAAACAUCAGUGGCAUUGAAGAAGAAUACAAUUCACCGACUUCCUGCACCAUACCAGGACAACUGCAAGGAAUAUGAUAUCAAUGCUGAUAAUAAUGGGUUGACCAACGACCAAGAAGGCUGUAUUCGUCAAUGUAUCCAGAACGUCACUGUGGCUCUUUGUAACUGUGGAGAUCCAACUUUACCACUAUACGGCGUUUCAGAAGCUUGCGAUAUCUCAAAUCACACACAAGUCUGCUGUCUGGAUGAUGUGUUAGAAUACUUCAACAAAAACAGACUGUCAUGUGACUGCCCUCUACCUUGUGUCAAAGACAUUAUCGACACCUCCCUAUCAAUGGCUGAAUGGCCGUCUCGAGCAGAAUUUAUUAAAAUU